Molecule: messenger RNA, 8591 nt
Organism: Macrobrachium nipponense
Lineage: Eukaryota; Metazoa; Arthropoda; Malacostraca; Decapoda; Palaemonidae
Product: ubiquitin-conjugating enzyme E2Q-like protein CG4502
Source: RefSeq, a predicted model, not a curated record
GGCGGCGGCGUCGGGGGCGUAGCGGGGGGCAGGGGAGGUCAAGCCGCUGGGGCGUGGGGUCAGGCUAGCGGAGGGGGCGGUAUGGCCGACCACGGCACGCCCCAACAACCCCUGUGCUCGCCCUCGAACGCCCGCAGGUUCUUCUCGCGGCACGCCUACCUGGAAGGCAGCCGCGUGGGGCCGGCGGAAGGGGGCGUCAUGCCCCAGCAGAGUCCCUCGAAGGGCUCCAGUCGAUCCAAAAGCAACAGCUCCUCGUCCUCGGCGUCCUCGACGUCUUCGUCGACGUCCUCCUCCAACUCGUCCCCCUCGCCGUCCUCGGGCGCCUCGUCUGCGGCGUCCUCGGCGGCGCCGCUCCCCUCGUCCAACGCCUCCGGGGGAGGAGGAGGAGGAGGAGGGCUCUUCAAGAAGUCCUCGCCUCCCAGCAUCCUGAACGAGUCGACGACGAAGCACAUGAAGCUGGUGAGGACUCGGAGGCUCAUGAAGGAGUUCCAAGAGCUGUCCAAGGGGCAGCAGUGCUCCAAGGACCCCGUCUUCACGGUGGACCUCGUGAACGACUGCCUCUACGAGUGGAAGGUGAAACUGCUUCGCGUGGACUCUGACUCGGAGCUGUACCGAGAUAUGCAGGAACUUGGGGUCCACCACAUUCUCCUGUCCCUGAGUUUCCCCGAGAACUUCCCAUUCCAUCCGCCGUUUCUUCGUGUUCUCUCUCCCCGACUGGAAAAGGGGUUCGUGAUGGAAGGGGGCGCCAUCUGCAUGGAACUGCUGACCCCCAGAGGUUGGGCUUCUGCCUAUACCAUCGAAGCUGUCAUCAUGCAGUUUGCCGCCAGUUUAGUCAAAGGACAGGGUCGCAUAUCAAGAAAACAUAAAUUGCCGAAGGAAUUCAACAAAAAAGCGGCAGAAUCUGCUUUCAGGUCGUUGGUCAAGACUCACGAAAAGUACGGAUGGGUGACGCCACCUUUGUCUGAGGGCUAACACAGAUUUCGUCAGUCAGUGGAAGCCUCUCCAGGCAAACAAUAUUCCAUCCGUGUGUGAUCCGAUCCAUGAAUUGCAGAACUUAAAACAGUGCAUACCUCAAGUCUUGCUGUUCGGCCUCGUAACUGCAACUUCCUCCUCACUUCACCCUGCAAACUAGGAGGACACCAGGAUUAUGCCCUGUCAUGCAUUACAGGACGUUAUUCAGGCCCAGGAAAAACAGAAUGUGCGGCAACUAACUCUGUGAAAUAGAAUGCAGUGUAGCGAAGAUGACAUCCUCGUCUCGCAAACUGUUGCACCUGUUGAUUAAUUAAAACAUUAGAUGUGAAAAAUGGAUGGAACGCUGAAUGGAGGUAAUGGUAUCUCAGGUAGCAAAUACUUAUACAGGUAGUUGAAAUUUUUUUUUCCAAGUGAAUCCCAAAUACUACAAAUAUGUUGGCCAAAGAUGUUUAUAGCAUUUUUCUUGUACAAUAUUUGUUAAGUCAUCUACAAGUUGACCAUUUCAUUUCUUUCUCUUCUAGGAAAGUCUUAUUUCUUUUCUAGGAUGUCACUUAUGGAUCAUUUUUUCUUUUGUUUUAUUUCUUUUCUAGUGGGACAGUUUUUUCUUAAAUUUAAGGAGCUGCAUUAUUUGUGAUUUAGUCCUUUCUAAUUUUAGCUGUUCCGAUCACCUCAGUUUCCUUAACAGUUGUGGCAUUCUAAUGCACUAGUCAGAUACAGUCACAGCGUGUGGGAAAGGAUGUGAACUAUAGCUUUUGGAAUGUAUUAACAUUAGAGAUGACAGUAUUACAGUUUAUUUUUACUUGCAUUUCAAUAUUUCAGUACAAUAUUUUCAUUACUUGUCCUGCGUUACAUUUGGUUGGAUACUUUGAAACGUACAAUCUCCAAAAAUGUCGAAGGUUUCUUUCCUGUGUCUCGACUUUCACAAGAAAAGGCAGGAGUUAGACAAUAGUAGAAAUAUAAGACUUAAAUUGAAUAAGCAAAUCCAAGGAAGGGUCAGUGCAAUUAGAGACAAUCACAUAGGUAUAAUAUAAAAGGUUGCAGUUACAUUCUUAGUUAGAAUGAUUUCAUUCACUGCUUGCCUCGUCGAUAACGACGACAACCUUCACAUCAAAGUAUUUCCAUAGUUUUGUAGUUCCUUAGAAGUCUUUUGACUGCCGGUAAAUUUGAAUGAAACACAAUUGUAUACAUAGAUGGUGAAUGAAGGGGCAGAGUCAUUUCAGUCAGACAGGAAAAUUUAUAAUUAUGUAAAAGUAUUUCACUAGAAAAGUUAUUAAGUAGUCUAUUGUUUCAGAUGUGUAGCUGUUACUUCAAAAUACGUAUACUCAAAGUCUGUAUAAACCUUCUACUUUACCUAUGCCUUAAUGCCUGAAAGGGGAGAGAACAAAGUGCUGUAUUCCAUUUCAUGAGAUACAUGAAGCAUAGAAGAGCCCUUGCAUUGGGCAAUACCUCUUACCAACAGUUGUUGUUUGUUAUGCCUAUCGCAUGGAUUCUCACUCGAUAAUUUUCUCAAAAUAGUAAACUUGAACAUAUGCCAAUCAAAGCCCUGAUGUAAGGACAGUCCAUGUAAACCACUUGAGUGAUCAUUUUUGGUGGAUCAGAUGUCUAGAGGUCAUCUAAUUUUCUCUUGCUGUGUAUUUUUUUCUGUUACGUACGUAGAGGAAUUCUCUGUCGUCUUCUCUGCUCGACCAAUCUGAAGUUUUCCUGGUUACAACAUAGUAAUUAACAGGCAGAAAUAUGUAGAUACAAGCAGCAGUGUAGCUUUGAAUUCUUGCCAUAGUCCAGAACACCUUGGUUGUCUAUUGUAAUGAUUGCCUGUUCUGAUGAUGGUUUAGUUUGUUGGUCUUCUCAAGUGGUUGUUAGUCAGAUAAUGCCAGCAAUGUUGUAAUCUCCUACUACAGAAGCACACAAGAGUUUGCUCCUGAACCCUGAAUCUUCUCCCAAGGGUUACAAUCUUACUUCCUAUCUUUCAUGAUAAUACAAUGGCUUUUGUUCUGGAGGUGCAACCUACUAUAUUCUUGGCUUAUGCUAAAUUUGUCAAACUCAUUAAUAGAUGGUUUUCACUCACAUUGUGUGCCAUCAGAAUCCAGAAGCCUCUUUUUGUGCCAAUGUCGUCUUGCUUUGGUGUGUUUUUAAUUGAACAGAUUGAAUUGUCCUCACAAUUUGAUUCCUGUGCUUUUUGGAUGAAGUAGAUUAUGUAUGGGAUAUGUUGUGGUCUUGGCAUGGUGAUAGAAGCCAUCUGGGUGUUGGAGUUGGCCAGGCUUUGAUAUAUUACUUUCCUAUCCUUAGUAUAACCUAAAGGGUAACCUGAGUUAGGUCAUAAUGUCUCAUCAUGGACGUGCGCACUCAAGUUAAAUAAAUAGCAGAAAACCCACUAGUAGACUUGGAUGGUAUGCAGUUUAGUGUCAGAGCCUUCUACACUAACAGGCAAUAUACUGAGUAAGCACUGGAAGGUAUUAUACACCAACGGUGAAAUGAGGGUCCGGUUGCCCAAAACCUGUCCUAAUUUAUCACUGACUCCACAAGUUACAGUACAAAAUUCAGCACUACAUGCUUCUGCCUUUCAGGUAUAAGGCAUAGGAAAAGAAAGCUUAUUUCUUGUACGUUUCCGUUUUAUGGAUUUUUUUAUUACAGUUGAAUUAACUAUACCUUUGUUCAGAAAGAUUUGUGAGACUAUCAAAACCCUUAUAAGGAUUUGCUCGUAGCGGGUAAGGAAAAGAACUAGUACAUAGUUGUGAUUUGGGUGACCAUCCAAAUAAAAGAAUGCAUACGAAUCUGACGAGGUAAGAGCAACAGGCGUUACGACUCGUCAAUGUAUAGUGAGAUUAUUGUUGAACGAGCUGUUAUCAAGGUCCCUAGUAGCAAGAUUUACUUGGCGCCAUUAAAACGGUCGCAUUACUCUUGCCUUGUUGUAUAUAACACAUUAUUUUGAAAUUAAGAGGAGACUCUUAAUUUUGUAACUGUUAUCCGAUUAAGUAAGGUAAGUUUGUAAUAAAUGUUGGUGUGAAACGUGUAGUCAUAUUCAUAUAACGUUAGACAUAGAUUCACGUAGAUGCUAUACUCACUGUGAAAUGACAGGCAGAAUAAUGUGAAACUUUCAUAACUGAUACUUGUAUGUUGUAUUGAUCAAGGCAGUAUUUUUCUAUACAGUAUUGAAUUCACAUUGCUUUGACAAAGUACAUGUAUACUGAAGCUUUGAACUGUAAAACCCAUAAUAUGUAGUGUCCUAUUGAAUUGUUGACCCAAUACUUUUUCUUUCUACAUUAUUGGUAUAUAUUUGAUAAUUAAUAAUCCUGACCUAAAGGAACAGAGAAAAUAUAUGUAAAGACUUUCACUAAUAUUCUCAUUACUUUAGCAUUUAUUUUCUUUAAUAUUCUCAUUACGUAUUACUACUUUGGCAUUUAUUUUCUUUAAACAAGUCAUUUAACUUGACAAUUGAAUGAUCUCUGAUAUGCUAGGCUUCACUUAUUGUUAUUAGGUUUAAGACAUUAAUACGUACUACAGUACGAAUUACCUUUUCUCUGUUGUACAUGCAAUGCUCUUCUGUUUUCAAUAGAUCAGUAAAGUGACUCAUACAGUACUAGCAUCAGUUUUUUUUUUUUUUGUAGACAGACACAACACCACUGACAAGUAAACAAAAUUUGUAAGAAACUCCAAUUGAAUAAUGGUUGGUCAAGUUCCCCCCCCCUCACGCACAACAUUUCCAAUAAUUCCCUACUUCUUUCUCAAUGGUAAACCUAGAGGGUUGACAAGAACCCUGCAUGGCACACUAUAAAUGGUUCUUCAAAAUUUUACAUGGUCCCUCAGCCACAGUCAAGGGCUUUCUGCAUUUUAUUCAUAAACAGUUCAUUCUUCUCCUAUGCAACUCUCCAACUCCUUGUCAUGAUUCGGUUCUAAUGUUUACCUAUCCUUACAUAAGAAAUCCACAUAGGAAAGGUUUAUACGUCAGAAAUGGUUUAGCGGUCGCUCAGUAUGCACUACUUUAUACAAAAAAGAAAAUUACAGAUCCUCACAGUUAAGGUUAUUGGCUAAAGUGGUUUAGUGUUCCCUCUGACACUGCAAUAUUUUAUACAAAUUAUAGAAAAGAAAAUGGCACCUUGACUUUUUGACCUUCAACUUAUUUUUGUUUAGGAAAAUUAAAACAAUAAAAAUAUUUCAGGGCUGCUACCACAAGUUUUGUACUUUGUUGUACAAGAAAUCAUAAGAUUUUGCACCCAAAAAGCACCAUUGUGACUGCUAACAAUUUAUCAACAUGCAAAACACUUACUAAAAUUACUAUACUCAAAAUUCAUCCAUAAUGGGAUACGAAAAUGUCACAAAAGGUUUACAACUAACUGGUUAUAAUGUUACAAAUACCGUUACAAAUAACCCUAAAAUAUCAUAGGUGCGGGAACAAGAAUGUAAGAAGCCAAGACAUUAUGUAUGAGGUGCUAAAACACUGAAUAGUCCUACUACAUACUUGCAAAGAUCAAUGGCACACAUUGUCACUGUUGUAUUAUAUACAAUAUAUUUCCAUUACAAACACUAGUGUAUCAAUACAUCAACAAAGAAAUCUCCCUCACCCCCUUCUUCAUGUUUUACAAGUAAACUUGCUAAACAGUUAAUAUAUCAAGUCUACAAAGCAAAAUCCACAACAUGAUAAAACAAAUUCGUUACAUUUCGCUUAGCCAAGUUUUGUACAGUUGAGUGGUAUAUCUUGCAGCAUAAAUAUUCUGUAUAUUCACAGAAUUUAGCAGGUAUGGAUUGUUAUUUGUAGCCUAACAGUCAACAAGGUAUCAUUUAUCCCAGACAAAAUCACGUCCUUUGGUCAGUUGCUGUUUCAGUAUCUAAAGGUACAGCAUACACAUCAGAGUCCAAAAAAUAACCAAGGCAGUUCACAGGGAAGAAGGCUCAGUUAUGCACCUUUGUAGAGAAGUUCACUGCUGUGGUAAAUAUUCAUAUGUAUCACACUUCAAGCUGAAUUACUCUGAUCAAACCAUUUACAGCAUGAGAGAAAGCAGAUAUAAAUAUUUUACUAAAGAGCACUACACACUACUAGUUCCCUGUGCAGUAACGAGUUUAACAGCAGACACUGGACACAUCAGGGUAAGACACUCCAAUAUCCCAGAAACAUGAAUAAUGGAUGAAUUAUUCAAUGCACUGAAUAGUUUUGAGCUCAUCCUACAUAACUACCUUUCAAAAAUAUAGUCUAUUUUGUAGCUGUAACUACUACACAUUUUAAUGAUGCACACGACACUUAAGAACGUGCAUUAUCAACACAAUUCUUGCAUUAUUAUUUAAUGAAAUGCACUCUGUGCGUUUCUUGCCUUUUUGUUUUUCAUGUUUCCCAGUUGGUACUCCACAAAUAAUUUAGGAACCUCUAAUUCUACAUAUUACUACCAACCCAUGCAGUAUUUCUGUCAAAUUCCAACCUCUCCUGUACACAUAUAUGGUACUGUGAUUUUACAAAUAUGGUAGCAAUGACAAACAUUUAUAUUUUUAUAAGUCCUUUAAAUAACCUUGUAUAAUCUUCCCCCCCAUUAAUGCAUGGGCCCCGCGUACCUCCUCCAAUAACUUACCGGUACAUCAUGAUUAUUGUAAAUAUACUACUAAUGAGCUUUCCUGGCCAUAUACACUCAAGAUUCCUACUUAAAGAUCACCUUUUUAGUUAGCUUACCCGCUCCUCUCUGUAGAGAUAAACGAGGAAUUAAUAAUUUGUCACUCUUACUUUUUCUUAACUUGAAGAAGAGAUACCUCUGAUUUACAUUUCAGGUCUGCCACCCCCCCCCACCCCCUCACUUUUAAACGUACCAAAGAAAACUGCUGCACGUGGCUGUACUGAAAUAAGUCGUAAGAACAUAAGCACCAUCUAGUAAUUCUGAGAAAGACGAAUUCUAUAAUAGUCCACUGAAUUAUGUGCUAUACAGAGACAAACAAUGUAAAUCACCAAGACGUAUUGACAGAUGCUGACAAUAAUCAAACGAUGAUGAUACUCAAUACAGUACAAUGAUUGGUCAAUGGCCGUCUUGGUUUAUUACUUCAUGUACAGUACGGAUGAUAAUUUCCCGCAGGUUGUAUGGUAGUACAGUGCAGUAUUACUGGCAUGACUUUCAAGGUAAUUUAUAUACGCUUAUCUUUGACAAAACAUUCUGGAAAGUGAAUUUCAUGUCUCAAAUGUUUUCUGCUGCUGGUGUAUUGUUAAGGUCCUUACAUUCCACUGGACUCACCACUCCUCUCAAUGUUGUGCAUAGGUAGAUGUGUUGUAGCAUUCUGAAUACACUGGAGAGGCAGUGUACGCAUUUCUCCCACUGGUCAGGUUCUAAGUAUGAAUUACUAUAGGUGUUGUGAUAACAUUUUACAGCUAAUCUGUAGAAUACAGCAUUCUUACAAUGAAAGUAUACAAAAUAUUUGUUAUCCUACUAUGUACGCCCAACAUUUUGUAAGCACCACUCUUGUACUGUAGCCUACUCUUAUUACAUCUUCAAGAUGUUUAUUUAAUCCAUCAAACAAUAUAUUUACUGUAUUUACUUUACAUGAAUUUCUCAAAACACAGCACCAUGUUUUCACAGGCACUUCACUUCUAUACCGAGUAUAGAAAUAUAAGGGUUUUUUUUUUAAAGGAAAACAUUACCAAUCCAUAUUUUACCCAUAAAAUGCUUUUGUUAUGAGUUUCAUUUAUAGAAUAUUGCAUAUUUUAAGUUGUUCUUGAUAAUCAUAAAAAAAUAAGGAGUCAAGAUUUCAAAAUAAUGAGAAUGGGUAAAAAUUUAAAAAAAAAUUCCUGUCAUUGAAGUUUAAUUAUCUGUAACUCAUGUUUUAACAAAAACAAAUGUUCAUCUAGUUUUCUGUCAUUCUCAACUUCAGACUUUUUUGAGAGAAUGUUGCUGGCAUAUGACAAAUAUAUUGGAUAACUUAUUGAAGCAUGCAAACAGCACCCAUAAAAUGUCAUGACUUCUUUAAGUCUACUAAAAUAGAAAAUAUAAAAAUUCAACAACUUGAUAGUAAAGUGAAAUGUGAAAUGUUUACUCCUGCUUACUCUGUAAAACAUUGUGCAUUUACUGGCCCUAUUACUUUUCCCUGAAGUUUUCACAAUUCAUUUCCAAAUGGGUGAUAUUUAAAAAGAAAAUAAUUCCCUUUACUGUUGAUCAUUCUAGCUUCCAUGAACCUUACAUCACCAAUUGCGUAAAAGCUAGGUCUAUAUACUUUGACAAUGUUAUGCUCCCAGAGAAAAUAGAACAGAAGUCGUUUCAUGAAUACAUUGCCUCUUGUAUUAAUAGCUAACACUGUGAUAUAAAUUGCAUACAUCGUGCUGUGUUUAUGGAAAUUUACUUUCAUAGAUAACACCGAACGUAUAAUUUUUCGUAAAAUAUGGGAUAUAUUUACCUACAGAGAUACUUCAACCAUAGGAUAGUGCAAGUUAUACUAGAUACAAAAUAUAAUUUUGUAGUUACAAAUCCCUGUAUACUAGUAAAUUCACUAUCGGAAUCAACUCUCUCUCUCGUACAACCUGCUAUUUGUCCACAACUCUUAGUGCUACUACAACCAGAUUUCCUUACAUAAUGUUGACAAAUUUUAUUUUUAUCAGUUAGCCAUUUUUUUAUGGUUAUGUUCUUAUGUUGUCCAAGAAUAAAUAUUUAAAAGUACAA